CAGCUUUCUAGAAACUUGAGUUGUCUUUGCUCCUUGAGUCUGGGGAAGAGACUGGGCAGAGGCAGAGAAGGGAGGGGGAGUGCAUGAGAGGGCAUGGCCCUGGAAGGCCGCAUAUGAAUGCAGCCACGUAAGUCACAGCUGAGCAGUUUCACUUUCUUUUUCUUCCUCUUUAAAGGACCUGGAAAGAGUUCUCUCUGAACGUACGAGAGGCUCAGAGGUGGUACACUCCUAGGCUCAGGGCACCUUUGGGGCUGUGUAGGGGAUGGCAGGAGGGGACAAUGGAUCCAGUAGCAGGGCAAGCUCAGAGUACCUGAGCGAAGAAGAGUCACCUGACUAUUGGCUCAUCUUCAAGCUCUUCAGAGAAAAUAAGGUGGAAAUCGCAAGUGCCAUCACAAAGCCCUUUCCUUUCCUUAUGAGCCUCCGAGACCGCGGCUACAUCUCUGAGCAGAAGUUCCAGAAUUAUCAGCAAAGUUGUGAAAACCUGAUCCCGGUGGAAAGAGUGGCGUAUGACAUCCUCAGUGACCUACAGAAUGAGUUUAGCCCGUCGCUUAUGGAAGUGAUAUUCAGCAAAACGCAUCUGAAGGCCUACCCAGAUUUAAAGGAGACUCUAAGAAACUUCCCAAAUGUGUCCAGCAAUCACAGGACUCCUCGGAGGAUAAAUGGAAGAGAUGCUGAUGAGAGGCCCAGACUGCCAGCAGUUGUUGCAGAAGAGGAAAGUAGUUUUCAUGAACAAAUGUUUGGUGGACAAGAGCCCCAGGAUGACAGACCCUCAUCACCACCGAGACCUGAAGCAGGAGCAGAGCAAUCUGCAAGUGAAAACGAGAUGUGUUUCUGUGUCAUGUGUUCCCCAGCAUCUGUGCCAGAGGACCCGGAAGCAAGGAUGGAAAGCAGCCAAACAGAUACCGUGGAAACCGGGAACAACACUAUGGUACAAAAAUCCAAGGGGAAGAUAGGAAAAAAGCAAGGUCCCAACUUGUCAAGAGUAAAACAGAGAAGUCCUCAAACUAUACAGCCAGAAAAUGGCAGCAGAGUUGGUCGCCAGCCUGCUGUCGGGAGAAAGAAAACAAAAAAGAAUCCAGGACGUUCUGCCAAGACCAGGGUUCCGAGAAGGUGCAGAAAUAAAAAUGCACGUUUCAGUGCUGAGCUGCUUCCUGUGACAUGUGGUGAUGCUAAGGGAACAUUACACAAGGAUAAAUUCAAGCAAGGGAUCUUCGUGAAGUCCAUACAGAGUGAAGCUGGGGACUGGUACACACCCACUGAGUUUGAAAACUUGGGAGGCCAUGAACGAUCAAAGAACUGGAAAUUGAGUGUGCGCUGCUACAAUUUGCCCCUGAAAGUCCUGAUCCAGAGAAACUUUCUCCCCAAAUUUCCACGAACUUAUGGCAAGAGAAAAAAGCAGAGAACACAGGAUUUGUCUAGCGCCCCAGCUAAUUCUCAUAACUCAGAUGAAUGUGAGGUGUGCCAGAAUGUAGGAUUCCUCUUCUGCUGUGACACUUGCCCCAGAGCCUUCCAUGAGGAGUGUCACAUCCCUGCAGUGGAGGCCGAGAUGACACCAUGGAGUUGCAUCUUCUGCAGGAUGCAGUCCUUAGGAAGCCAACAGACUCAUCUGGAAUCUGAGGUACUGCAGAGGCGGAUGGCACCCCAGGAACAGUUGAAGUGUGAGUUUGUCCUCUUGAGAGUCUACUGCUGUUCUGAGAGUUCCUUUUUUUCCAAGAUGCCAUAUUAUUAUUAUUUUAGAGAGACGUCUGUGGGUAUAAUGGAACCUAUGUGGUUGGACCUGAUCAAGAAGAAGCUUAAAGGGAGAGAUUACUCUCAAGUGAAAGAGUUUGUGCAAGACAUGAGGCUCAUCUUCCAGAACCACAGGACCACGUUCAAGGACCUCAACUUUGGCCAAAUGGGACUUAGACUGGAGUCUGAGUUUGAGAAGAAUUUCAAGGAAGUGUUUGCUAUUCAGGACACAAAUGAAAACAGUUGACUGAUGUCACAAAUGCUGCUGGUGUCCUGGCACCAUGUCCUUUUCCUGCCAGGUCUUCCCAUCUGCAGCAGUGAACAUUCUUUACUGAUGCCAUCAUCUCCAGGGGAUUCUCUGGGUCACAUGGGGACAGCUGCAUAUAGGAGUCACACCUCCUGGUCUUGUGAUCUAUCCCUCUGCCUCCAGCAGGAACAAAGGGUAUGAUAGAUUGCUGUUCUUUGCUCCCCAAGGGUCUAGGCUAGAGGCUGUCUCCAGAUGGCCUGGCCCUAUUUCCCCUGUGACACAUAUGUUCUUGACAGCACUUCAUAGUUAACCAUAAUCUUCCAAGAUGUCAACUCAUGUGGUGAGACACUCCUAUAGUCCCAACCCUUGGAACGCUGAGGCAGGAGAAAUGUGAUGCCAGCCUGGGUUACAUCAUAAGUUUCAGUGACUCUGAUAAAAAAAAAAAAUCAAGAUCCUAGUUCAAGAACAAACAAA
This is a messenger RNA of Arvicola amphibius (Eurasian water vole), 2449 nucleotides long. RefSeq names its product nuclear body protein SP140-like. The coding region runs from base 263 to 1975 and encodes 570 amino acids. Gene Ontology annotation, molecular function: protein binding; DNA-binding transcription factor activity, RNA polymerase II-specific; DNA binding. The transcript has 18 exons. Gene Ontology annotation, cellular component: nucleus. Lineage: Eukaryota; Metazoa; Chordata; Mammalia; Rodentia; Cricetidae. The record is from RefSeq and is a predicted model, not a curated record. Gene Ontology annotation, biological process: regulation of transcription by RNA polymerase II.